Messenger RNA from Microtus oregoni (creeping vole), 6606 nucleotides. RefSeq names its product TIMP metallopeptidase inhibitor 4 (gene Timp4). Lineage: Eukaryota; Metazoa; Chordata; Mammalia; Rodentia; Cricetidae. The record is from RefSeq and is a predicted model, not a curated record. Bases 467 to 1141 code for a protein of 224 amino acids. Gene Ontology annotation, molecular function: protease binding; metalloendopeptidase inhibitor activity. Gene Ontology annotation, cellular component: extracellular matrix. The transcript has 5 exons. Gene Ontology annotation, biological process: negative regulation of endopeptidase activity; negative regulation of membrane protein ectodomain proteolysis.
CUCAGCAAGGGGUCCGUCCUCCUCUGUCACUGUCUCUUUUGCCUGUUGUAAUUCUGUCUGCCUCUGACUUGGCCUGUGUCUCUGUGUCUCUGCCUCCCCUCACUUGCUCCUAUUGCCGGAGCCUCUGUCCCUCAUCUUUCCACCUUCCUGUCUCUGCGCUAGUCUUUGCUUUUCUUGCUUUGCCCCCAACGCCCUGUCUUCCCUCUACAUCCAGGUUGCUGCCUCUUUUGGAAUCUGCGGGCUUUCCUCUGCAUUACUGGGUCUGUUGGUCUAGUCAGGAGGGCUUUGGGUCCGGUGGCUGUGGGUGGCCUGCUGCCAAAGGAGGGAGGAGCCCAUGGGGGGCGGGAUUGGCCCUAAAGCCACCUCAUAAAGACUGGGACUGCAAGAGGCUUUCUGGAGGAGUCCUGGAGGGGCUGUUUGUUGCGGCAGGCAGACCCCAGGAGCUCAGCUGGGGCUCUACAGUGUCAUGCCCUGGAGCCCCCUGGCUGCGCUGAGCUGGGCGCUGGUGCUGCGGCUGCUGGCAUUGCUGUGGCCCCCGGGGCUGGGUGAGGCGUGCAGCUGCGCGCCUGCGCACCCCCAGCAGCACGUCUGCCACUCGGCUCUAGUAAUCCGGGCAAAAAUCUCUAGUGAGAAGGUAGUACCUGCCAGUGAAGACCCUGCCGACACUCAAAAAAUGAUCCGGUAUGAAAUCAAACAGAUAAAGAUGUUUAAAGGGUUCGAAAAGGCCAAGGACGUUCAGUAUGUCUACACACCAUUUGACUCCUCUCUCUGUGGCGUGAAACUAGAAACCAACAGCCAGAAGCAGUAUCUUCUGACUGGCCAGAUUCUCAGUGAUGGAAAAGUCUUCAUCCAUCUGUGCAACUACAUUGAGCCCUGGGAGGACCUGUCCUUGGUGCAGAGGGAGAGUCUGAAUCAUCACUACCACCAGAACUGUGGCUGCCAAAUCACCACUUGCUACGCAGUGCCCUGUACCAUCUCAGCCCCCAGUGAGUGUCUCUGGACAGACUGGCUGCUGGAACGGAAGCUCUAUGGGUACCAGGCCCAGCACUAUGUCUGCAUGAAGCACGUUGAUGGCAUCUGCAGCUGGUACCGGGGCCACCUACACCUCCGGAAGGAGUAUGUUGACAUCAUCCAGCCGUAGCUGGGACCAGUGAACACCACAUCCUUGAAGAGUCCCGAAGACCAAGCCAGUUCUCUGUGGUACUCUGACCAUCGCCACCUGCCGUGUUGCAGCUAGAUGAUGGGAAGUGCCAAGUGGGUGGCCUGGCCAGCAUCAUGGCAGUUGUGGAGCAUGUGACAGCUUAUGCCCACAUCUCCAGCUCCCAACUUGUCGAGGGCUGGGGAAGGUAGUUUGACUUAGCUGCCUUGCCCUCAGGUUCUCUCCCUUCUCUCUCAAACUUUGUUAGUCUAGUUGAUACCUGUUACUGAAAGUUUUUAUUCUGGCUUUGUGUUCUCCAGUCAGGAAAAUGUAUGUUCCUUUUCUUAGCUCAUACGGUAAAGGAGAAGCCACGAGUGUCGUAAGAUGGCACAGCCUUGUGGUGCACGCUAUGGAAGGGGUGACUGAAUCCUGAGUGGGCUGGUUGGCUGGAAUGAAAAGAAUACACUAAAGCCCCAUAUCCUCUACUCCCACUGGCUCAACUUAGCCUAAUCCUCUGACACAUUUUCGUCUGCUUAAAGGGCACAGUGAGAGCUGAAGAGCCUACUCUUCCCGGUGCCCUGCAAGGGCCCUGAUACUGUUGUUGGCAGAAGGACUGGCCCAGCUAGAGUUCAUCUCUGGACAAGGAAAGACUUACUAUACAAGGGCAAGCAUUCUCCCUCCAGGUUAAAUAUCUCUACCGCCUUCAGUUGGUGGCCAGGGACUUUUCCGCAGCCUCCUUCAGAUUGCUUAUGUCUUUGUUCCUAUCUUAGAACUUUGAUUUUAAGCAAAAACAAAAAGAUGAAACAACAAAAGUGACCCCAGAGCAUGGUCUUCUCCUAAGGCCAAAUUCUAGCAGAGGGUGAGAGGGAGAUAAUAAAAGAACCCUCUGGGAACCACACACUAGUGGGGAAACACAGCUUGCACUUGCUUCAAGCUUUUUCAGUGGCUAUCCUGCUAGAUGCUAUAGCAGCAGACAGACAGCUAGCUGUGAUUCUGAGAGUAUCUCUACCCUUCAGCUACGCUCCAUUACCUGUGUGUCUAGAUGUUAUAGCAGCAGACAGCUAGCUGUGGUUCUGAGGGUAUCUCUACCCUUCAGCUAUGUCCCAGUACCUCUGUAUCUCAGACUCUAGUUACCAGCCCCUGAAGGCCCCUCAGCCUCUGUAAGCCUUCCUUACUUGUCAGAAUGGGGAAACACUGGCAAUAGCCUCUAUGAUUUGCUAAACCAUAGAGCUCAACAUCCCAGAACCUUUUCCUGGGAAAAGCGCUGGAUAAGAUGGCAGAGAUCAUCAGUUCUUCUGACAACUCAGGACUGUUUCUCAUUUUGAUAUAUGGUCAGCUGGUAAGCAGGGCCAUGUGUGCGGUGCUGGAGGAAGGCUCUGGAUUUAAAUGCAAUGAUGGAGAUCCCUUUGGGAGGAGGGAGUGGGAGAGGACCAAACAAGAUCUCUGUCCCAGAACACAGCACUUGGAGGGCUCUGGCAGAGUCUCCAAGUGGGAUCAUCCAGUGAUAAUCCACACCAUCCUUGGGCAGAGGGUCUGGGGAUGGGGAGGAAGAUGAAAAGUGACCUCCAGGUUGCUCCGUGUGCAACAUCUUCAUAGCUUUCAUCCAACCAUUUUUCCUUCCCUUCUAACCUCCGGGGGCGGACUCAGAGAAGACAUAGGAUUAACUCUGCUUUGUCACAGUUUGGAGGUAGCAAAGGAAAUGGAAGUCUAGUGGAGAAUAACAGAAGCAACAGCUUCUGACUUCGGAGGCUUCAUACCCACCAGGAGGCUUUUACUUGAGGAAUCUCUUUGAAGUCAUAUGCAUGCUGUAUGAAGUAUCCUGGUCAAAGGCAGCUAUGCCCACUUGGCGUGGUUAAGGAACUGACAUGCAGUGAGGAACUGUAACACUGCCAGAGACACAUGGCAAAGCUGGAGCUAUACUCAGAAUUGUGAAACCUCCUGACUGCCGAUUUAUAGAUUUGGUGCCGUCUCUCAUUAAAACGCCCUUUGUUUCUGCCUUCCUCUACUCGGUACCCAGAAGUGGAAAACAAAGCUGUUGGCUAGAAUCUAGCUACUUUUGCUCCUCUAAGCAGCUACCUGAGGGGUUGGGCUGAGAGGCUGAGCCCUUGACAGGCCUCCAGAGUCACCAUGUGGCUGUGAGUAGGAACAGCACUGAGUCAAAGCCCCAGUCCGCCACCUACCAUCUCUCGGUGGUUGGGAUAGUAUGUCUGCUCGAUGAGUGGGAACUUCUCCCCUCCCAGUGUCUUGAAGAUGUUUACCAUCUGGGCAAACUGCAAAAGACAAGAAAUAAUUUCACUGCAUUUUCAAUUUCUGAACCAGACAAAACAUCAAUUCAUCAAAUAAAUGUAGAGCAUUUUCUCUGUAGAAGACAUUGUGUUCAAUAAACUGGCAAUACCAAGAAAGGUACAUGCAAUUUCAAAGACAUAUGCUUUAGUAGAAGAAGGCAAAGAGAAAGCUAGUAUUCACAGAGGACCUACUUAAUUUUAAUGGUUUUCCCCCAAUCUUUUCAAAUUAACAAGGCUGAGAAGAGGCGGGGAACUUCACCUGAAUCCCAGAGGUGAGGCCAGGGGAGCGGUGUACAUCUAUAAACUCAGCACUCAGUGAGGCAGGAGGAUGAUGAGCCUGAGGCCAGCCUGGGCUACAGAGUGAGCGCCAGGCCAUUGUGCCAGGCUACAUGGUAGAAUAUUGUCUUUAGGAAAGGAAAUCAAUAACAGCUGAAAAGAAGCGAAGCUGGGACCGAAACGUGAACUCUUUAACUCCAAACACAUGCUCUCCUGAGCAACGGAGCAAGACAGAGCUGAAGUGGUAACAUGCCGCGUCUCAGAAGUUCUAGCACCAGGCAAAGAAAUAAAGGACAACCUUCCCGUGCGCUAUACAGAGCCACCAGAGUCUGCACAAGAGGUGACAUGCAUGAGUCUGUUCCUCAGGAAGACUGGAGGAAGGGUCCCAGUGAUCAAACACACUGAUCUAUCUUCAUGGCUCUGCUUUGCUGAAAUUACAGGAGCUAAACUUGGUAGACCCUUUAUAUGUGGCAAAAGGAGAGAAGGCAAGGUUCAGGUACGCACAGCGCUGGGACCGGAAGGAGAGAAGGCAAGGUUCAGGUACGCACAGCGCUGGGACCGGAAGGAGAGAAGGCAAGGUUCAGGUACGCACAGCGCUGGGACCGGAAGGAGAGAAGGCAAGGUUCAGGUACGCACAGCGCUGGGACCGGAAGGAGAGAAGGCAAGGUUCAGAUACGCACAGCGCUGGGACCGGAAGGAGAGAAGGCAAGGUUCAGAUACGCACAGCACUAGGACCGGAAGGCCUCUGGUGCACAUCCAGCACCCCUUGACCUUUCAAAACCAGAGAGGCGCACAGCCCAAGGUCACGCUCUUGAGCACAGUUCUCUGCCAGAGCCUUCAAUCCCUGUCUGUUUUUCUCCUGAGUCCUGUGAGUACCUACCUACUUUUCAGAUUCCACAGAGGCCGUGCACUUCUCGCAGGGAACACAGAUCUUUCCCACCUGGGCCACAUUAACCCACAACGCCCACCCCAGCGCAUGGGCAGUAGCAUCUUCUCUCUAGUGGGGAUCGGUUCAGGUUUCUAACCGCCAAUAGCUUGGUCAGCUACAAGAGGAAGUUGUUGGACUAAGCCUACCCUCCACUUGUCAGAGACAGGAAAGCUAGAGCCUUUCCCCCAAAGCUCAAGUUCCAUUCUCUGCAAGGGAUCUUAGUGUGUGAGCUACUCCGGAAGGGUUAUCAGCAAAGUGGAGUACCCUCGUGUCUUCCUUUUAACUCAGUAGUUGCCUUUGGACAAAAGGCCGCUUCCUCCCAGGCUCCCUCUUCAGAUGUGAGCAGAGAACUGUCGGUUCCUUCAGCGUCUCACACCGUGCAUCAGGAAGAACAUCUUUUACUGCAUUUCCCCACACCCUCCAUCAGACUCUGGUCCUUUCGUGGGGGAGAUUUUAUUAAAAUGCGGGGAAAUGUGGGCCUUUCUGGGCCAUGUCUUCAGGGUGUGGAACUGGCAGCUUCGGAAGUCUAAGACUUUCUUUAGGAUUCAGGAUCUCACACUUGGAAUGGUCUCCACACGGGGUCUGAGGAGACGAGGCUAGGGCAUACCUGGUACUAAAGCCACACUGGCAGAGUGCCCGGGUCUCUUCAUCCCUUGCCCACUGCACCCUCUUUGUUCUCUGUUUACUUCUAACCCCUGGAUCCUUCAGUUUGCUCUGACUGACCCCCAGUCCCUUCUUGCCUUCAUUCCCCAACCCUUCCUCACCUGACCUUUCGGAUCUCUCUGCCCACCUGGACCUGGCUGGAUGCCGCUUCUGUCUGGGCUUCUGAGGCUCUCCAGCAUCCCCAGGGAGUUGAUGCCAGCUCUGCCUAAAGACCUCUGUCCUGCUGCAGCCCACACUCUGGCACAGCACCAGACAUGUGGGGCCCUAUCUUCCCUGUGUGUGGGUGAGUUACACAGACAACCACACCGAUGCCAGGAAGGCCUCCGGCAGACUCCCAGGGCCCUGGGACAGCCAAGACUAAAAUGACAGCCAGUUCCCAGGCUCUAGUUGGGUCCCUGAGAGCCCACUCUACCCUCCCUACCCUAUUCCCUGUCUGAUUAAUGGACUGGACUUGGCAUCAAACCUCUGCCUCCCUGGAAACUCAGAUUAAGUCGCAAGUACACAGUUAGCAAUUAAACAAAGGUAACAUCUGAUAAGGGCUAUUUCCUCUAUGCAGAGCAAAAACCGAAUCUGCGAGCCGGUGUGGGGCUGGUGGCGAACAGAAAGAGGCUCAUUUAAACCAGCCGUCUAAAUGACUCGAGAAGGAAUUCACUAAAGAAAUGGGUUCUUUUUGAAUAUUGUGUUAAUCCUGUCUCUCCUAGCUAUGAAAUCCUUUAGUUUAACCCAGGUCUGUCAAUUUCCAAAUGCUCUAGAAUUCGGCUAUGCUGGAGCAAUCAGGGAUGGUGGCAUUCCUGCUUUCUCUGGACUGCUGUUUUCAUCCAUUUCUCCUGAAACCCCAGUGGCUGCCCUGGCCUGUUCUGGGGACAGCAGCCUUGCUCAGAGUCAUUCUGGUGCAAGGCAUAGCCUUCCCUAGCCCACUGGAUGCCUCUCCCUACAUUAAGAACAAAGAAAUUUAGGGAACACGAGCCAAAGUUGUCCGUGUCAGAGGGACACUCCCCUCGCCGUCACCAAAUGCGUCCACUUCUACUGACAAGCUGAGAACAACAUGUAAAAUGUCAUUUGUGUGGCAGCUGCUUAGUGAGACGCAGGGAGAACUUGGUGUGUGGCCAGCAAGCCCUGUUGUUCCCAUGCAAUGCCAAAGGCGAUGUGCUGGGGUUGUGAAUGGGUGAGAAUGUGACCCCUCACCAGAUCCCAGAUCCUGUGAGGGAUCUUUCUGUUCCUCCCUUCUCUAGCCUCUGCCACAGUUUAGGAAAAGAAAGCAUGGGACCAUGUCCUUUAGGAGGGCUCAAAUAUCAGGGAACUAUAAUAACUACACU